AUUGUUUAUAAGAAUGCCAAGGUUAUGAGGAUCUUCUCUUCACAUAAAUAGUAUUACCCAGUGCUGUGGAACAGAAAUACACUCUUAGGAAAAAUGACAUGAGAUUAAAAAAAAAAAAAAAGGUUGGCAAAAGCUAUUAAAAAAAAUGCUUAAGUAGAAGAGGAAACCCAGGACAUCCUAAAACGAGAGUGGGAGAUUUUCAUGUACACACAGGUAGGUAGGUACACAGGAAGAGAUGCAAAGACUACAGUCCCACAAGCCUAGUUCCAUUCUCUUUGGGGAUCUCUUGUGAGAACUUUCAUGUAAUGUCUUUCAGAUCCUGAGACUUCAGCACCAUGUCUUACCAACAACAACAGUGCAAGCAGCCCUGCCAGCCUCCUCCUGUGUGCCCACCCCCGAAGUGCCCAGAGCCUUGCCCUCCCCCUAAGUGCCCAGAGCCUUGUCCUCCCCCAAAGUGCCCUGAGCCCUGCCCCGCUCAGCCAUGGCAGCCGAAGUGUCCUCCUGUGCAGCCUCCUCCAUCCUGCCAGCAGAAGUGCCCACCCAAGAGCAAGUGAGACUUCAGGAGUCACCAGGAACCGGGGACGUGAAGAAAAUCUGUUUCGCCUGCUUCCAUAGAAACGGCCCCAUCUUCCUUUGCAAAGCUUGUCCUAGUUGCGGAAGAAUCUCCAGAAUCUUCUCCACUCUUCACCCUCCGUGUGCCUCGCAUGACGGCUGAUAGAGAAGGCAUUGCUCUGAGGCUGUUUUCCCGCUGUUCAAGGGGCUGCUAAGAAUGGUUCUUCCUCAGUGCUUCAGUAUCCCAGAUUCUCAUAGGGAAGAGCAGCAGCUCUCCACCCUGUGCCCUCAGAGGAGCCUUCCCAGUCUGCCUGUCACCUGGGUAGGGCAGU
Messenger RNA from Onychomys torridus (southern grasshopper mouse), 884 nucleotides. RefSeq names its product small proline-rich protein 2E-like. Lineage: Eukaryota; Metazoa; Chordata; Mammalia; Rodentia; Cricetidae. The record is from RefSeq and is a predicted model, not a curated record. Gene Ontology annotation, cellular component: cornified envelope. The transcript has a single exon. The coding region runs from base 336 to 554 and encodes 72 amino acids.